Acanthopagrus latus (yellowfin seabream) is the source of this 2173-nucleotide messenger RNA. It is a transcript of the gene nek2, whose product is annotated as NIMA-related kinase 2. The record is from RefSeq and is a predicted model, not a curated record. The transcript is spliced from 10 exons. The coding region runs from base 494 to 1705 and encodes 403 amino acids. Gene Ontology annotation, biological process: protein phosphorylation; chromosome segregation. Gene Ontology annotation, cellular component: centrosome; cytoplasm; nucleus. Gene Ontology annotation, molecular function: ATP binding; protein kinase activity. Lineage: Eukaryota; Metazoa; Chordata; Actinopteri; Spariformes; Sparidae.
AAUCACGAUCGAGGAUUUGGGCACCAAUUUAAACCCGAGAGCAAACGCUUCCUGUUUUGUUUACUGCAAUACACAAGUGGACUGCGAGGAAAGGACAAACAUUUGGUCUGUUUAAGCAACUUUAUCUGGGAUAACAGAAUCCUUAGCACACGAGUAACUGAGAGAUUAAGUCGGAAGUCUAUGUUGAACUCCGAGUGUAUCCUAACAUUAGCUUCACUAAGUUAGCCAGCAGCUAACGUUAAGUCAGGUCACUUAACGUUAGCUUCGGUUGAAAUAUGCCGUCCCGUGUGGAGGACUACGAGGUGCUGUACACUAUAGGCUCGGGCUCCUACGGAAGAUGUCAGAAAAUAAGGCGGAAAUCCGAUGGGAAAAAACCAGUUAUAGGAGGUGCAACAACUCUUUUUAUCGCAGCUGACUGCUGAGUGAUUUUGCUGACUCAAAAACCCCUGCGGCAUGAAAGAUCCUUGUGUGGAAGGAGCUGGACUAUGGCACCAUGGCUGAGGGUGAGAAGCAGAUGCUGGUGUCAGAGGUGAACCUCCUGAGGGAGCUCAAGCACCCAAACAUAGUACGGUACUACGACCGCAUCAUAGACCGGACUAACACCACUCUGUACAUUGUCAUGGAGCACUGCGAGGGUGGGGACCUGUCCAGCCUCAUCAGCAGAUGCAUCAAGGAAAGGCGUUAUUUGGAGGAGCAGUUCAUCCUGCGGGUCAUGGCACAGCUCACAUUGGCUCUGAACGAGUGCCACAGACGCAGUGAUGGCAGUGCCACGGUUCUUCACCGAGAUCUGAAACCAGCCAACAUCUUCCUUGACAUCAGGCAGAACGUGAAGCUCGGAGACUUUGGACUAGCGAGGAUCCUGAACCAUGACACCAGUUUUGCAAAGACAUUUGUCGGGACACCUUACUACAUGUCUCCAGAACAAAUGAAUCGGAUGUCAUACAACGAGAAGUCAGAUAUUUGGUCCCUGGGAUGUUUGCUAUAUGAACUCUGUGCAUUAUCCCCUCCAUUUACUGCCUACAACCAAAAAGAGCUGUCAGAGAAGAUCAAAGAGGGAAAGUUCAGAAGAAUCCCGUACAGAUACUCUGAGGAACUGAACGCGCUGCUCAGCAAAAUGCUCAACUUGAAGGACUAUCUGAGGCCCUCUGUGGAGUCUAUUCUCCAGAGCAGCCUACUGGCUGACGCUGUCGCUGAGGAGCAGAGGAAGGCACAAGUGCGACUCAGGAAAAAGUCGGCGGAAACUGACCGUCCACUUAACAAACCGGCUGAACCAACAUCGGCCUCUGCUGCUGCAGAGCUCAGACUCAGAGAACAGGCGCUGCGAGACAGAGAGAAGGCGCUGAAGGAACGCGAGGAGAGGCUGGAGCAGAGAGAGCAGGAGCUUUGUGUUCGUGAGCGACUGUCAAAUGAGAAGCUUGCGAGAGCAGAGAGUUUGCUGAAGAAUUACGACAGUCUACAGCCGCAGAGGAACAUGGCACUGUUCUAUGGCAAAGACAUAGAUGAGGAGAACAUCUCCCCCGGCAAGCGGAAGGUCCACUUUGCUGGUGAGAGCAAAGAGAACCGGCGUCCCGAUAGUCGGCAGAGUGCGACGUCUCAGGAGCUGAUUUUGAGGAGGCUGCAGGUGGCCAAGCUGCGCGCUCAAACACUGAAUGAAGUGGAGAAAACCUGCCAGUUCAAGAGCAGGCAGCUACUCGGCAUCCGCUGAUCAUACAGGCGACUGAUGCUGUCAGAUUUGUGACUGAAUGUAAAAAAAAAAAAAACUUGUGAAGGCUAGAAGUCAAUAACUGGAUGUAAAUAGGAUAAUUGAGUGGGUGUGACAACAGUGCAGCUAAAUUAUUCAAUCCAAAGUUUGUCAUGUGCAUGUUAUUGCAAUUUUUGUUUUCUGACUUCUGUGUCAGGAUUUUAUUUACUUUGAUCUGUGGAUGCUGUUGUGAAUGUACUGUGUGUUCUUCUCAAAUAUAAGUUAGUUUUCUUGUACAGAAAAAUACACAAAGGGAAGGCUUUUUAAUGACUUGUGUCUGUAACCAUACAACAAAGUGUGUAAACGUGUGGUUUAGACAGUAGGGCUAAUAUUGUUACGCACAGUGAAACUAUGCAGACAGAAUAUUUCUAUGUCAGGUAUUACAUUAUACCACUCACAGUAGUAAUAAAUUAUUAAGAUAAAAUAAGAACA